AUGCCAGCUACAGAUUACCAAGAGGCAUCAUCUGCAUCAUUUUCAAGCUUGGGAUUUUCAAUUUUGAGCAGACGCCGAGAUCAGGUCCAUUCAAUGGAGUCUCCCCACGAGGCCACUGCCCAAGAAAUUGAAUUGGAAGCCUUUCAGAAACUUGUGGCUGAAAAGUUUCAUGAAUUGGCAGCGUCAAACUCCGGUGAGCUUCUUUCGAUCCCGUGGACUCGAAAACUUUUAGAAGUAUUUCUAUGUAUUCAAGAAGAAUUUCGGGUUAUUGUUUUUAAUAAUAAGGGGUCAUUGAAUAAACCUCUUAUGGAUCGAUAUAUGAAUGAGUUCUUUGAGAGGAGUGUUAAGGGUUUAGAUGUUUGUAAUGCAAUUCGUGAUGGGAUUGAGCAGAUUAGACAAUGGCAAAAGCAGUUGGAGAUUGUUUUGUGUGCUUUGGACAAUCAAAGGAGCAUUGGGGAAGGACAGAUUCGCCGUGCUAAGAAGGCACUGAUCGAUUUGACUAUUGGAAUGCUUGAUGAGAAAGAGUCGAAUACGGCUGUUGCACAUAGAAAUAGGUCCUUCGGGCGCAACAAUGUGCAGAGGGACCGCAAGUCAUUUGGCCAGUUCCGAUCACUUUCUUGGAGUGUUUCGCGGUCUUGGUCGGCUGCUAAGCAGCUACAAGCACUUGGAAACAAUAUGGUUGCUCCGAAGCCUAAUGAGGUUACAGCCACCAAUGGACUGAACGUGGUGGUUUUCACUAUGAGUUAUGUGCUUUUCUUCGUAAUGUGGGCUCUUGUGGCUGCAAUCCCAUGUCAAGACCGUGGCCUUCAGACUCACUUUUCCAUUGCUAGGCAGUUCCUUUGGGCAGUUCCGAUGCUCUCCCUCCACGAAAGGAUUUUGGAAGAGUCGAAGAAACGAGACAGGAAAAAUGCUUGUGGGUUGUUGAAGGAGAUUCACGAGAUUGAGAAAUGUGCACGGCAGAUGAACGAAUUGAUCGAUUCUGUCCAGUUCCCCUUGACAGAAGAAAAGGAGGGUGAAGCAAGACAGAAAGUGAAGGAGUUAGGAAUGGUUUAUGAAGCUAUAAAGGAUGGAUUGGAUCCAUUGGAGCGCCAGGUUAGAGAAGUGUUCCACAGAAUAGUGCGCAGCAGGACUGAGGGUCUCGACUCUAUUGGACGAGCAAAUAGUCACGAUUGA
Fraxinus pennsylvanica is the source of this 1173-nucleotide messenger RNA. Lineage: Eukaryota; Viridiplantae; Streptophyta; Magnoliopsida; Lamiales; Oleaceae. The record is from the annotation of a GenBank genome assembly.